This is a messenger RNA of Adineta steineri, 1236 nucleotides long. The record is from the annotation of a GenBank genome assembly. NCBI's taxonomy places the organism in Eukaryota, Metazoa, Rotifera, Eurotatoria, Adinetida, Adinetidae.
AUGAGUUCGAUAUCGACAAUUGAUUGUUCUUCAUUUGAACCUUAUGAUAAACCUAUAUCAACAUGGAAAACAUUGGUAACAAAUUUAAAUUCUGCUGAACGUGAUUAUGUCAAAUCUUAUUUGGGUCAAUCAUUAGUUGAACAAUGUGAAGAAAUUGAAGGAGAAAUUGAUAGUUUACUUGAUAUUUGGCGUGAUUAUCGUAAUGAAACAGUUGCUAAUUGUACAAAUCCAACAAUUCAUAGUUUAGCAGAACCACCUGUUUUACGACAACGUUUAACUACUGAAAUUGAAUUUUUUGUUAAACAUAUUCAUGAACAAUGUGCCAAUAAUGAUCAAAUUCUUCGUCGUCGUUUAUCAAAUGGACAUAAUUGGAAUGCUAUUAAUUAUGCACUUGUAACAAGUACUGGUGAUGAUGAACGUCGUAUUCGUGAACGACCUGUAUCAGCUCGUGAUCGUCAAGGACGUGAAACGCCAAUAUUAGUUAUACCAGAACCGUCUGCAAAUAUUGAUGAAAUAAAAAUAACAAAUCCUCUUUCACCACGAACACUUUCAACUAUUGAUGUCGAAACUGUUCGUCAUAAAUUAGAAGAUUUCACAUUUGAUGAUAUGAUACAACGUUUACGAACAGCUAUCAGUGAUGAUAUUAAAACACUUGAAAUUCAUAUUACAUAUGUACAUCAAAAAUUAGAUGAAGAAGCAGAUUAUCGUGCAAAAACAAGAGGUCUCUUACGAGAACCAACUCUCGGUGAACUUAAAGAUGAACGUAAUCGACUUGAAAAAGAAGUAUUCAAUACUAAUCAGGCAGCAGUUUCACCAGAACCAGUGAUUUCUCUAAAAAAACAAACAUCAAUAGAUAAUACUAGUCGUCGUUCAUCAACAAGUUCAACAACAAGCUCGAUUCAUAGUCCUCGAAUGUCAUCAGAUGGAAUAACAACGAAAGAAACUCGUUCCCAUGGACCUUUACGUGCUUUUGCAACUGAUCCACUAGUAACAGCUAAACCACGUUUAGCUAUCGAUCGAAAAAUUUCUACAACGACCAAAUUGGAUUCACCUGUAUUAGUACGUUUGGGUUCGAUUAAACAACAAGAUUUACUUAAGAAAUAUCCAUCAUUAGCUACGGCAACUCCAACUACAGCUGUUAAAUCAAGUAAAGCAUUAGAUACGUCAGCAGCACGAAUUAAUUCAGCUGAUAGAUUUCGACGAAUGGUUCUUGAAAGUCGUGAAAUCAGCAGUUGA